CAGGAGAGAGAGAGGACGAGAGUGGGUGGGUGAGAGAGAGAGAGAGAGAGAGAGAGAGAGGGAGGGUGAGUGAGAAAACUUUUCAGUUUUAAAGAGCGAGAGGAAGUGUGCGCCGGAGUUCCAACCAUGCAGGAGGAGCCAGGAGAAGCGCUGGGAGGUGGCAGCAACAGGGGGUUGAUGUGGCUGUGUCCUCUAUGUCAAGAAAGUCAACCAGACCGUGUGAAGCUCUCUCUUCACCUGUCAGAGAAACACAGUGUCCUCCCUGCUUGCCUUGAUAAAUUACUGGAUAUUGCUGCUCCCAAGCACCCUUCAAUUGCUGAAGAUGAAGCAUCCAAAGUCCAAAAUGAUGCAGAUGACACAGCUCAGCGGAAACAUUUAGAAAACACACAAUCCCCCUUAAUGGUCUCCAAAAAUGAGAGUGAAUCUACAGAUGCAGGUGACAAAGAUGGUCCUUCUCAGGAAAAAGAUUUGGAUGAAGAGAUGGUAGUGAGAAAUGAGGAUAGUGAUGAUCAGGACAAUGUUGAGCAAUCUGUAAAAACAUCAGAGGCUUCUGUAAGCAAUGGCAGGUCCACCGAUAAAAACACCUCUGAAGGUGAUAAUCGUCCAUUCAAGUGUAAUGCAUGUUUGGAGUCUUUCCUCACCAGAACGGCUCUGAGCGUUCAUUAUAAUUCAACCACCCAUAUUCAGAGGAUGAGAACAGGGACAGGGAAAGAAAAUGAUUCGACACCCUUCCUCUCUCGACCUUAUAUCUCCAACAAACCAUACCAGUGUGCUGUCUGCCGUGUCUCGUACAAUCAUGCCAUAACCCUGGAAAGUCACUUAAAAUCUGUGUUGCACCAGAGUCGCAGCAGGAGUGCUGGAAAUGCUACUACUAGUUCCGCUGCAAAUACAGGAACUGGAACCAUGCUUCAGAAUUUGGCUGCAACCACUGUUGGAAACACUACGCAGUUAGUUAACGCCUCCACCGGCAAUUGUGUCACCCAAGCAAACCUGACAACAACAGCAGUAAUGACCAAAGAUGGAGAGCAGAUGCAGCCUCAGCUAGCUCCCUCAUUACUUUCUUCUCCAGUGGCCUCUGCACAAGCAAUGUCUGCUAUUCUUACUCUCCUGACUUCCAGCCCAAAUUCUCUCCCACACUCCAUCCAUCCUUCUCUCUUUACAACUGGGGCAUCCGCAACACCAGGGGCAGCUACCCCGCAGCUUAUACCCCAGCCUCAGAUGCUCAUGCCUCUGGUGUUGAAUGGGCUCCAAACUCAAAUUCAGGGCCAAAAUUCAGAGUCUCCAAACCAGCUUUUGCAACAAGCAGUGCCAGUCCUUGGUCUCAGUGCUGCACAACAGGCUGUCUUGGCCCAAAGACUUAGUGGCUUACAAAGUCAUUGGUCUGCAUUUGGCCUUCCCAACACCAAUCAGAUUAAUUUGGAAGAGACAAACAAGACUGUUGAAAAGGGUGGAGAGACAAAAAGUGAGAUAAAUGUUGAGCCCUCUGAUUGGCAGACGUCACAGAAAUCUGAUGAGGACUGGGAAAUUGAUGUAAAGAAAGAGAUGUGUAACAAGGGAGAGAACAAACUAGAGCUCAGCCAAUUGAAAAUGGUUGAUGGCACAAUGUGCGAUGAAAAUAAGCAAGAAGAAAGUGAAAUGGAAUUUGAGAGAACAGGUAAGGAGGGCAAUGCAAGCUCCAAAGCAGACUCUGGUCUCAGCCAUACAUGUACUGGUAACAGCUACGGUCCUGUUAACUGCACCUUUCGUAACACUAAUCUUGCCUUAAGAUCUUCAGCCCAUAAGUGUGCUAAAACUCAUCCACUCUUGUCUUCGGGAUGUCCUAUGCUCACUGAGUUUCAGACUCAAGUUUUAUGGGCCUUUCUAGAGUCACGAGAUGAGACUGAAGGAUCUAGUCCUCAGCGGGAAGACUGUGAAGCCCUCGGCAGGGAGGUGGGGCUAAGUGGGGAAGAGGUACGCAAAUGGUUCUUAGAUGCCCAGAAUGCCAAAAAUAGGGACCGAUUAGACAGCAUCCAUGAUGAGAUAGAUAGAAGUUUGGAGGAUGAAGAAGGUGAUUUAAUGAUAGACGAGGGUGAAGAUGAAGACAGUCCAUCAGCUUCAGGCAGUCAUGCACUUGACUUAUCCAGUACUGCAGAAAUACAGAGGGAAAGUAUUGGUAAGGGAAGCCCACGAGAACUGCUUUUGACAUCUGAUUCUGAAAAUGAAGAGUUCUACACCUCGGUUAUUGUGACUGAUGAAGAGAGUCAGAGCAGCUCUGUGAGGGAAGACUCAGGCAGCCCGAUCAAACAGCCUUCACAGGUAGAGACAACAACAGGUGAAAUGUCAAGUGGUGGUGGAAAGGUUCUUCGCUCUACCACAGUCUUCCUCUCGGAUGCAGAGGAUGAAUAUGAUAAUGAACAGAGCACAAAGAGGAAAAAGAGAAAGAGUGUGAUUGACAAGGAAGAGGUGGAGAUCAAGCGAGAGAAACAAGAUGUAGAUGUCGAUCUUCAGUUGGAGGCACAAGCAGACCCUCCUACUCCUCUUUCAGUUGCAGUUGAUCAGGGUGUUCCAACUGGCAUCUUGCAAUCCUUGCCCCUCUCCCUCUCAUUGGCUCCACUUUCCACCCAGUUAUAUAGUCCCUAUGUUCUCUCACUUCCUUCAUCUGUCAUUGGGGUUGGGGUUGCUGAAGGAAAUCAUAGUAAAGUGACAUCCUUUUCCAACCCUCAAGCAGUUUCUGCCACUUCUCUUACACACCCCUUAUCUAAUGGUAAUGAUUGUGAGUCUGCUUUGGAUCUAAGCAUAGGUAAAAACCACAGCUCUACAAUAGCAUCAUCAUCAGCAUCUGUCUCUUCAGCCAACAAGCCCUCCAUACAGAAAACUACUUUGCUUGAUGGUCUGGGACUGAGACCAGCAACUGUUGGUGUUCCUGGAGAUGGAGGGCUUAUUGUUGUUCAGGUCAAGCCAGAUUCUGCUAUUUCAAUUCCAUCUUCUAAUAAAAGUACUAUAACGAAUCGCAAUAAUUUGACUAGCACUGUGUACAUGAGGGCAGCAGAAAAAGUUAACACAUCACUCAUGGAAAAAGUGAAGGAGCGGGAAAAAGAGCAAGAACAUAAGAGGCCAAAAGUACGACGGUUCAGGGACAUGAGACGUUCCAGAACCAUAAUUCAUGCUGACCAGCUGGAUAUUCUCUAUGGUUGCUAUUUCAAAGAUCCAAAUCCAGGAAAACAUGAAUUUGAACAAAUAUCUGAGUGGGUUAACCUUCCAAAGAAAGUGGUACAAAUAUGGUUCCAGAAUAUGAGGGCUAGGGAGAGGAAGGGAGAGGUUCGUUUCAUCAGUGAUGGCACUUUAGCAGCUGUUGGGAAACCUCUCAUUAAGUUCACGUGGCCACUGUCUAAGCCCAUAUUCUCAACACCACCUAAAUCUAACCCAAGUUCCACUACUGGCUGGACCUCUUCAAAACCCCAGACUGGAAAUGUUCCUCCAAAGAUGGUUAAGGAUGUCAAGGAACCUCUAAAAAUUCCCACUCAAGGUCCAAGCAGACCAAAUGAGAAGCCCUCCUUUACUGUUGUGUCCACCAGUCCAUUAUUAGCACCCAAGACCAAAGCAGAAGCAAGUCCCAUUACAAUGGUUAAAAUAGCCCCUAAGGCAGUGGCCACUCCAAUUGCCAUUCCUCUUUUAGUCAGUGGGACUCCUACAUCUCGAUCUGCUCAGAAAAGGAAGUUAGAGGAGGUAAAGGCUGAGUCAGACCAUACAGAUGAAGAGGAUGUUGAUUGCAAAGGAGUUAAAUCUGGGACUACCAAUCACAUGGUGCCAAAAUUUUCCACAACGCCAAUAAACAAAUCUUCUGCCUUGGCAUCUCAGAAACACAAUGGGCUGAAAUACUGGUCUCAAAAAGGUCAAUUUAAGAUAAACACUCUAUCAAGAGAACAGUUAGGCCUAAGCUCCCUGCGACCUGCACCUACCACUACCCCCAUCAAACCAUCCCCUGUGACGGUUACUGCAUCCUGUGGUCAAAGCCAAAAAGAAACAAGUUACAUGCAGCAGAACUCCACUCCAAGGCGACCUCGAACUCACCUGAAUGGUCUUCAGCUGUCUAUACUGCAGUCUUGCUACGAGACAUGUGCUCAUCCUAAUGCACUAGAGUGUGAUGCGGUGGGGACACAGCUUGGGCUUCCACUAAAGGUUGUACAAAUCUGGUUCCAGAAUACACGUGCCAAGGAGAAACGCUGGAGACUACAACAAGAGAAGUCUUCUAAUCCCAGAGACCCCUCUCGGAAGGUAGAUGUCAGCUCGGGUAGCUACCUACAAUACAAUGCCCUCCGAGCCAACCGUCCCAUUCUACCCAAACCUGUACAACUGACAGUUGUGGAGCCUACUCCAUCUUAUACCAUCAGUCAGUCAACAGUCCGUGAGACUCUAAGAGGCAAGUGUCAGGCCUGUGGGGUUGAAUUUGAAUCCAGGGCUGCAGCACGUGACCAUGUCUUCUCAUCUCGGCAUCUUGCCACUCUGAGAACCACUAACUUCGGUCAGCCUGCAUUGGUGAUGAGCAAUGGAUCUGGUACUGGAUCUUCGGGUGUUGCUAGCCAGUCUUCUUCUCCAUCACCAGCUAGCAGCUCCAGCUAAAGAAAGAAUUAAAGCUGGUGCAGUUUGUGGACCCACUAGACUUGUUGGCUUUCAAUAGACAUAAGAUGGGUGCUGGUAUUUUAAGCUAAAUUUGUUUCGAGGCUCUAAGAUCGGAGUGGGCCCAGAUGACUCUGGCCAUCUUCGCUUGCUCUCCUUGGAUAUCAGCGAGACAUUAUUAUAUACAGUAGAGUCUUUGCUUACAGGGCUCCUUUUAAUGACCUAUUGCCACAGCACCAUUUACUAUAAAUAAUCUACUGAAAUAGUAAUCAUGGACAUGCUAAUGCUUAUGUGAUUAUGGUCCAUCUUUCACAACUUCAUCUCGGUUUAUGUUGAGUAAUAAUCUACUCACAUUCACCCAAAACACUAUUUGAUUGGGAGAAUUUAUGGUAAUGAAGCACCCAAAAACUCAACCAAAGUGCUCUGGGUUGUCAGUUAUGUUUUGGUACUGCUUUUGCUUGAACCAGGGUGGUCUUUAUUAGCCUAUUUUAAAGUCUAUAUAGAUAAGUUGUUUCUAAACUGAUUUAUCUUCGAUCGACUUGAUUCACAGAAAUUUAUUCUGUAAAAAGAUUUUGUUUACAACUGGUUCAGUUGAAAGAAAUAUCUAUACUAACAGUUGAUGGUAAUUAAUUAUUAGGGAUGACAAAUAAGGCAAAGAAUAUGUGUAGUCUAGAAUUUGGGAGAGUGUUCUGAAUCCUGACACAUUAAAAAAAGUUGUGAACAAUAUAAUAGCUAUUUUAAACAGCCAUCAUGACAAUCCUAUAUUCAUAAGCAGAGCUCUAGUUGAAAGUUAAAAGAUGUCAGAUGGUCAUCACUUAGCACUUUGACCCUUUUAAAAUCUCAGACAUGUUUUAUAGAUUUUCGUGUCCCACAAAAUAAACAAUUUUGUUGUGUGGUGAAAUACUGUAAUUUCAAACUGUAAUGAAGUAUUAAUCAGCUUUUAAUGUUAUUUUAAAGAAUUUGCAUCGCACAUAGUUAAACAAGGGCAAAAAAUGAAUCAGAUCUAGCUGCUGUGCACAAGGCCAAAGUCAAAUCUGUACUUACACAGUUUUAUAUGGAUUUGUGGAACAGCGAAAAUUCUAUACCUUAUAACCUCUGAGCAAAACCAUUUUGUUUCAUUUAAAUUUGUAGGGAACAUCCCCAGCUUGUCAAUAUGAAAUAAACACAAAAGUCCUUUAUUUAUGGUAAAAGCAAAAGCAUUUUAGAAAUAUGGGAGAGAGAUGUCAUUUUCUUGUUCCUUCAUUAAGCAGUUUGUGUUGUUGCAAACCAAGUGCUCAUACUGAGUAGAUAAAAGUAAAACCCACCUGGAGAGAAGAGAGUGCCAUUUAGUGGGCCUGGAAGCUAUUCAUCAGGGCAUCAGGAGGUGCGAUUUGAAGGACAUGAAAUACUAAAGAUGAUUUUCCUUUUUUAUUUUAUUUUGUAUAUUAUUAUUGAUACUAUUAAUACUUAUAACAAAAUGCAAAACUUAAAAAAAAAAAAAAAAAAUGUAUGAACUAUAUUAAGAAAAUGAUAUUCCAAAGUUAUUCUUUCUCUUGCUUUGUCUCAUUAAAGAAACCAAAAAUCAAUCUUGAUUGGAAUAAUGCAAACAACAAAGGAGCUCCCAUAUCUUGACACUUUGAACUAGUCCAGGGUUUAAGCAUGAGCUACAGGUAGAGAAUUUUAGACAACUCGACUUGGAACACUUGAAAUUCAUAUAAACGUAUUUUUUUCUUUCAGUAUAUCCCACUAAAUACCAAUUGUUUUUGUUCAAAUUAGUGUCAGGUUGUAGCUCAUAUUGAAUGAAUAUGGACUGGGUUGUAGUGCAGUGCUAUAGGACAUGGGAUCACAAGCUGUAGCACUGUUCAGAGUAUACAGGUAGAAUAUGGAGAAAUGCUUUUUAUAUUAUCUUUUCACUUUUUUCAUUGACACUUGAUUAUUGCUUGUUAUAACUGUACUACUUACAAUUGUUUCAAUACUCAUCACUGUUUUAUUAUUAAUUCAUAACGAUUUUUAAAGGCAUAUCAAACUUAGAGAUGUUAUUGAUAUGAAUAUUGACGAUAAUGAUGGCAGUCUUAUUAAAAUUAGACUUGAUUAAGCUUGUUUCCCCCCUCACUUGUACCUUCAUUUUGUGUUGGUUCUCCUUUUUUUAUUUUUUAUUAUUAUUAUUAUUAUUAUUAUUAUUAUUAUUAUUAUUAUGGAGAAAACAAAUAAACUGAAGUUCAUGUA
This is a messenger RNA of Myxocyprinus asiaticus (Chinese sucker), 6801 nucleotides long. Its product is annotated as zinc finger homeobox protein 4-like. Gene Ontology annotation, biological process: brain development; regulation of neuron differentiation; regulation of transcription by RNA polymerase II. Gene Ontology annotation, molecular function: DNA-binding transcription factor activity, RNA polymerase II-specific; RNA polymerase II cis-regulatory region sequence-specific DNA binding. The record is from RefSeq and is a predicted model, not a curated record. The coding region runs from base 127 to 4599 and encodes 1490 amino acids. The transcript has 5 exons. Gene Ontology annotation, cellular component: nucleus. Lineage: Eukaryota; Metazoa; Chordata; Actinopteri; Cypriniformes; Catostomidae.